CUAUCAUUGGUAAAAAAAUUUAUUUUUUGUAAUAUAUUUAUGUUUUUAUUUUUAUAUAUUAUAUUUAAUGGUGUCUAAAAAAAUUGUGUAAUACAUUUUUAAAGGUACGGACCAAACGAAGGAUGCGAUGUGGGAUCGUAUCGAGGUGAAGUUCUUCACGGCGAUGAAGAAGGACGGCUCCUACCGAACCCGGGACCAACUCACUUCCAAAUGGUGCCACAUCAACAAAAAAGUCCGAAAGUUUAUGGGAGUUUACGAAGAAUGCUUCCGGUCCCGGAGGAGCGGCAUGAAUGAUGCUGAUGUUCUCCGGCUUGCCACGACCCAGUAUCAAGACGACGGGAACCAAGGCAAGGUGCCCAUCGAUCUUUGGAAGAUUUUGAGUUGUUCCCUGAAGUGGCAACAACUCAACAAUUUCGACGGUGGAUCAUUGCGGAAAAGAUCCACCGUCGACGCCGAGGUUGAGGUCGACGAGACUAUCAGUUCUACCGAUCAAAUCCCUCCCUUCAACGUUGCGGAUUCCGAUGACGAGGACCCCAUUCCACGGCCGAUCGGAAGAAAGAAGGCAAAAUCCAUUGCCUCUGGUUUGGGAGGGUCCGCCUCUGUUUCUGCUUCUCCCCGCGACGAAAUCGGCCGGGCAAUGAUUGAACAACUUCGGGCGUUCAAUCUCCAAGAACAAGAGAGGUUGAAGCUAAAGGAGAAGGAGUUGAAGCUAAAGGAGCAGGAGGCCGAGAUGAAAGUCAUGCGAACCGACCCCGGGACGUUGUCGGAGUUUGGACGAAUGAUCUAUGAGCAAAGAAUGAGAGAGAUCAAGGAGAAAUAUAAUUUAUCUUAGUUUUUUUAUUAAUGUAUCUUUUUUAAAUUAUUGACGU
Messenger RNA from Cuscuta campestris, 869 nucleotides. Lineage: Eukaryota; Viridiplantae; Streptophyta; Magnoliopsida; Solanales; Convolvulaceae. The record is from the annotation of a GenBank genome assembly.